GAGCGUCGCUAAGGCACAACAGCGCACUCUAAUUUCUCGACAUUACAAGGCAACUGGCACAAUAGUCGAUUUAGAAAUGGCAUUGCCAAGAAUCUCAAAAACUCAUCCUAAUCUCUGGAAAUCAACGAAGCCGAUCGACCCAAAUGCGCUUCUUUCACUAGUCCUCACCAAGAACCUUACAGCCUCGUCAAAUACACCAAGACCCAUUUGCACCAGAACCCAUACUGGCCCUUCUCUUCCUUCACACCUCACCGGCGUCAUCAAUGGUUUCAUUUCCAUCUUCACCAAGCAACCCUUUUCCCCAGAUAACCCAGAGUUGAAGAACCUUGCUUCAAGACUCACCACCAAAGUAGUAGAAAGUGUGCUAGAUGGCCUGAAGAGUUGGAAAAUAGCUCACGUGUUCUUUACCUGGGCACCAACCCAAUCUGGGUACAAGCACAAUUGCUAUACUUACAAUGCCAUGGCCUCUCAUCUAUCACGCGCUCGACAAAAUGUUCCAUUGAGAGCCAUGGCUAUGGAAAUUGUGAAUUCGAAUUGUUCUCUGACUCCUGGAGCUUUGGGUUUCUUUAUAAGAUGUUUAGGUAGUGUAGAGUUGGUUCAAGAAGCUAACUUUUUGUUUGAUCAAGUUAAAGUGAAGGGUCUUUGUGUUCCAAAUAGUUAUAGCUAUAAUUGUUUGUUGGAGGCUAUAUCUAAAUCUAAGUCAAGUUCAAUUGAAUUGCUUGAAAUGAGAUUGCAAGAAAUGCGAGAUUCUGAGUGGGAAUUCAGUAAGUACACGCUGACUCCAGCGUUGCAGGUUUAUUGCAAUACAGGGAAGUUUGAAAAGGCUUUAAAUGUUUUCAAUGAAAUGUAUGAGAAGGGGUGGGUUGAUGCCCAUGUCAUGUCUAUCUUGGUGUUGUCCUUUAGCAAGUGGGGUGAGGUGGAUAAAGCUUUUGAUUUGAUUGCAAGAAUGGAAGAUCGCAAUAUUGGAUUGAAUGAGAAGACAUUUCAUGUUUUGAUUCAUGGGUUUGUGAGGCAGUCCAGAGUGGAUAAGGCCCUCCAGUUGUUUGAUAAAAUGCGGAAGUCAGGUUUCACAGUUGAUAUUUCUCUUUACGAUGUACUGAUUGGAGGACUCAUUAAGAAUAAGGAGCUUGAAAAAGCCUUGUCUAUGUAUUCGGAAAUGAAGGAGUCGGGAAUCCAUUCUGAUGUUGGGAUACUUACAAAGCUCAUACCAUUUUUUUCUGAUGAAGGGGAAACAAUCCGAGUACUUGAGGAAAUCCAGGAAGAUUUAGAUGAAGAGGAUAUGUGUUUGCUUUACACUUCUGUGUUGAAUGGUCUUGUUGAUAACGGCUCCAUUGACAAAGCUCAUCGACUUCUUCAGGCAAUGAUGGAAAAUGAAUCUGAUGCUGAUGUUGAGGCAGAUAAGCUCCUUGUAGUUAAGAAAAGGGUUCAUCCUGUCACAACUAAUUUUCAAGUUGUCAUUGAUGGUCUGCUGAAGUUUGGUAAGUUGGAGAAGGCCUUAAGCCUUUUCAAAGAAAUGAUUCAGAUUGGCUGUAAACCAAAUGUGUCAAUGUAUAACAAUUUGAUUGAUGCACUGUGCAAUUCAAAUAGAUUGGGGGAAAGUUAUAAGCUUUUGAGAGAGAUGGAGCAAGCAGGACUUGAACCAACACAUUUUACCCAUAACUCUAUAUUUGGGUGCCUAUGUAGAAGACAGGAUGUUGUAGAAGCCCUUAACCUAAUGAAGGAGAUGCGUGUUUGUGGACAUGAACCAUGGAUAAGAUAUUCCACCUUACUUGUAAAGCAGCUGUGCGGACAUGGAAAUGCAGUGGAAGCUUGUAAGUUUCUUGAUAACAUGGUUCAAGAAGGUUUUCGCCCUGAUAUAGUCGCCUAUUCUACGGCAAUAAAUGGAUUAAUCAAAAUUCAAGAAGUAGAUCGAGCUUUGCAGCUAUUCCGUGACAUCUGUGCUUGUGGCUAUUGUCCUGAUGUAGUUUCUCAUAACAUAUUGAUAAAUGGGCUUUGUAAGGCGAAAAGAGUUUCAGAAGCUGAAUAUCAUUUGAAUGACAUGGUGAUGAAGGGGCUUGUUCCCUCAGUUGUAACCUACAAUCUGCUGAUAAAUGGAUGGUGUAAAAAUAGUGAUGUUGAUAAAGCGAUGCUUUGCUUCUCCAGGAUGUUUGGUGAAGAUGGAGAACCAGACACAGAACCGAAUGUGAUUACUUACACAACAUUAAUAGAUGGGUUGUGCAAUGCUGGAAGGGUCGACGAUGCUCUUGUGGUUUGGAACAAUAUGGGAAAGAAGGGAUGUGCUCCAAACAGAAUUGCUUAUAUGGCUCUCAUUACGGGUCUGUGCAAGUGUGGCAGGCCUGAUGAGGCUCUAGUUUAUCUUCGUCAGAUGGAAGAUAAGGAAAUGAAACCUGAAAUUUUUGUAUAUGCAGCAGUAAUAACUGCUUUUCUCUCUGACCGAGACACUUGAGGUACUCAGGUGAUCCAUGAAUCGCUAGUCUGUAUUUGAUGGCAAUUUUAUCGGAACUAUCAAAGCAUGUUUGAAUGAAGGAAUUGAAAAUUAUUAGAAUUUUA
Molecule: messenger RNA, 2550 nt
Organism: Prunus mume (Japanese apricot)
Lineage: Eukaryota; Viridiplantae; Streptophyta; Magnoliopsida; Rosales; Rosaceae
Product: Tetratricopeptide repeat (TPR)-like superfamily protein
Molecular function (GO): protein binding; mRNA binding
Source: RefSeq, a predicted model, not a curated record